AUGAUGCUGAAUUUUUUUAAUCAUCCCAAAAAGAUUUUACAAUUAAAGAUUCGAGAAAACUCAACUGAUUUAUUAUCAACAUCUACUUCUUUUUCAUCACAGACGACACAAGUAUCAACAACUUCACCUUCUUCGUCAACGGUUCAACAACAAACUUCAUCUUUAAUGAGCCAAACGACAACCUCACAAUUUACUUCAAGCCCGAAUUCCGCACAAACUUUUUCAUCCGCACCAGAAAAUUCAGAUAUGUCGAAUAAUUUAUCCCCUACAAGCAAUACUAUCCCAAAUAGCUCCCAACAGACAUCACGAUCACUGCAGUUACCACAAUCAACACAAUCAACACAAUCAACACAAUCAACACAAUCAACACAAUCAACACAAUCAACACAAUCACAACAAUCACAACAAUCACAGCAGUCUCAGCAGUCACAACAGUCCCAGCAGUCCCAGCAGUCUCAGCGUUCAUCAAGUCAAACACAACUGUCUUCAAUGUCUGAUAAUAAUACCUCAUUCGUAAGUCCAAGCGAUACAAGCUUGCUGACCUCUACAACAAUCCCUUCUACAUCUUCCUCAGUAACAUCUUCUUCAGCUACGUUCACUUCAUCAAGUUCGACGCUCCUGACUCCAAGCAGCAGUGACACAACAACAAGCAGUAGCUCUAGUACAAAUUUUUCUAGUACCAGUACCAGCUCGAGUUCAUCGACAGAUGCAUCCAGUUCCACUACAGAAACUUCAUCGUCUUUACUGUCUUCGAGUUUAACUGCAACUUCAUCACUGCUGAGCUCAUUUCCCUCGUCAUCAACUACAUCCAGUACAAGCUUUAGUUCCAGCACUAGUUCCAGCUCCAGUUCCAGCUCCAGUUCCAGCUCCAGUUCCAGCUCCAUCUCUAGUUCCAGUUCCAGUUCUGGAACCACUACUAGUCUGAGCACCAGUUCCAGUUCCAGUUCCAGUUCGAGCUCAAUUUCUUCUUCUAGCUCUAACUCCAGUUCCAGUUCAAGUUCUGCUUCUAGUUCUAGGUCCACCAAUUCAAGUUCUUCGUCAUCUUCAUUCUUUUCUCCAACUAGUGAAUCAUCAAGUGAAACCACAAAUUCUAGCUCGUCUACAGAAUCCAGCUCGACCCCCAGUUCCACAACACCUUCAAGCACAUCCAGAGCAAGUUCAAGCACCACCUCUAAAUCGUCUUCUAUCACAACUCCUCCAACCACCAGUAGUCAACAUUCAAUGACUUCAUUUACUUCGUCCUACACUUCUAUUAUCAAAAACCCCGACACAACUAUCACAACCGUUAUAGCCGUACCGACAUCGGCUGAAGUAUCGACCAAUUCAGGUCAAAGUACAGCUGAACGAAAUUCCAAAUUAAUUGGAGGUUUGGUAGGUUCAAUUGGUGGAUCUAUUGUUCUCGGUAUUUUGGUGGUGUUUUUCUUGUACUUGAAAAAACGUAGACGUAACAAUUUGACCAACCAACAACCUGAUUUCAAUAAAGUCAUAGCUGGUCGCGAUGGUGGUGAUUUAGAUGAUGAUGACGAUGAAAGUCCUUUGGAAGAAGAAGAAAAUAAACACAUUUAUCAUGAUAAUGCUGGUGAUAAUAUGGUACAAAACUCUAAGAUGGGAUGGUUUAAAUCGAUAUUCAAGUCUGGGUCUGGUACAGCUAAUGCAUCAAAUUCGAAAUUAUUAGGCACUGUUGGUGGCGGUGCUGCAGGUGCAGCCGGUGCUGGUGCUGGUGCUGGUGCUGGUAUUUUCAGAAGAUUAGAUCGAAACGACAAUGAUUUAGAAAGACAAGCAGGUGGUUAUGGAAGCACUGGACGUAAUGAUGACGAUAUGGAUGAUUUCUACUACAGAGGAGUAUCAAGUGCGAAUAAUCUUGACCCGAUAUUUAGAAGUAAUAAUAAUACAUCAAGUGCAGCUAGAAAUUCAACAAUUGCUAGUGGGUCUGCUGGUGUUACUUCUGGUACUAAUUCAGCUAAGCAUACUAGAAUGAAUUCAUAUGGUCAUCCAUUAGCAAAUCCUGAUGAAGUUGUAAGAGAGGAUGAUGAAAGUAGCAUUGAUUUUGAUUCUUUUGAAAGUCCUCCACAUUUUCAACACAGACCAGGAAAUAUAUUUAGUGAUGGACGACAGAAUUCAACUAAUUCAUUAUCGAGAUUCCAUGAAGAUGAUAUAUUUUAG
Molecule: messenger RNA, 2163 nt
Organism: Candida dubliniensis CD36
Lineage: Eukaryota; Fungi; Ascomycota; Pichiomycetes; Serinales; Debaryomycetaceae
Exons: 1
Coding region: 1-2163 (720 amino acids)
Source: RefSeq, a predicted model, not a curated record